AUGGCUUCCCUACCUCAGGCGCCGCAAUUCGGCCUCUUCUCGUUGCCACCCAUUAAGAAUGAGCCUAUGCGCAACUACGAACCCAAGAGCGAUGACCGCGUCAAGCUCCAGAAAGCUGUCGACCAGAUGAUCGCCGCUGGUCCCUUUGAGGUUCCCGUCGUCAUCAAUGGCGAAAAGAUCAAGACUGGCAAGGUCGGCAAGCAGCCCAACCCUUCCAACCACUCUCACAUCCUCUGCAACUAUCACCAGGCUGACCAGUCGCUUGUCCAGAAGGCUAUCGAGGGCUCCCUCAAGGCCAAGGCCGCUUGGGAGAACAUGCCCUGGAACGACCGUGCUGCUAUCUUCCUCAAGGCAGCCGACCUCAUUGCCAGCAAGUACCGCUACAAGGUGCUCGCCGCUACCAUGCUUGGUCAGGGUAAGAAUGUCUGGCAGGCCGAGAUUGACGCUGCUGCCGAGCUUUGCGAUUUCUACCGUUUCAGCGCCAAGUACAUCCAGGAGCUCUACUCUUCCCAGCCCCCUGAGUGCUCUCCCAACACCUGGAACCGAACCGAGUACCGUCCUCUCGAGGGCUUCGUGCUUGCCGUCUCCCCCUUCAACUUCCUUGCCAUUGCUGCUGGUAACCUUAUCUGUGCCCCUGCCAUGACUGGUAACGUUGUUGUCUGGAAGCCCUCGCCCAUGUCCAUCUACUCCAACUACGUCGCUUACGAGAUCCUCAUGGAGGCUGGUCUUCCCGCUGGUGUCAUCCAGUUCCUUCCUGGUCCUGCUGAGGAGAUCGUUGGUGCCGCCAUCAACCACCGCGAGUUUGCUGGUCUCCACUUCACUGGUUCCACCCACGUCUUCCGUCACCUCUGGAAGCAGAUCGGUAACAACCUCGACAAGUACCGAGGCUACCCCCGCAUCGUCGGUGAGACCGGUGGUAAGAACUUCCACAUGGUCCACAAGUCCGCCAACGUCGGCGCUGCCGUCACCCAGUCCAUACGUGCCGCUUUCGAGUACCAAGGUCAGAAGUGCUCUGCUCUCUCGCGACUCUAUGUGCCCAAGUCGAUGUGGGAGGGUGAGUUCAAGCAGAAGUUGCUCGACCAGAUCGCUUCCAUCUCGGUUGGCCCUGUUGAGCAGUUCAAGCACUUCAUGGGCCCCGUCAUUGCCAAGCACUCGUUCGAGAAGAUCAUGGGUCUUAUCGAGGCUGCCAAGAAGGAGGGCGGUCAGGUCCUCUGCGGUGGUCAGGGUGACGAUUCGAAGGGUUGGUACGUUCAGCCCACCGUGAUCGAGACCAAGGACCCCAAGUCGGUCACCAUGGUCAACGAGAUCUUCGGCCCCGUCAUCACCGUCUACGUUUACCCCGACGACGAGUUCGAGCAGACUUGCGAGCUCAUCGACACCACUACCGAGUACGCUCUUACCGGUUCCAUCUUCUCCGCUGACCGAUACGCUCUUAUCCGUGCGAGCAACUUGCUCCGCAACGCUUCCGGUAUGAUGUACUUCAACGACAAGUGCACUGGUGCCGUCGUUGGUCAGCAGCCCUUCGGUGGUGCUCGUGCUUCGGGUACCAACGACAAGGCCGGUUCCAUCUCCAUCUUCUACCGAUUUGUUUCGGCCCGCACCAUCAAGGAGACCACCAUCGACCCUGACACCCACAUCUACCCCAGCAACCUCGAGUAA
Molecule: messenger RNA, 1659 nt
Organism: Ustilago hordei
Lineage: Eukaryota; Fungi; Basidiomycota; Ustilaginomycetes; Ustilaginales; Ustilaginaceae
Product: putative delta-1-pyrroline-5-carboxylate dehydrogenase
Exons: 1
Coding region: 1-1659 (552 amino acids)
Cellular component (GO): mitochondrial matrix
Molecular function (GO): L-glutamate gamma-semialdehyde dehydrogenase (NAD+) activity
Source: RefSeq, a predicted model, not a curated record